AUGCCCCGCAACCGAUAUGGGGAUUAUGUUGAACCUUACAACAACACCAAUGGAUACAACGAAGGAGGUUAUAUCCCUCCACCGCCUAUUAAUGAGGUUGAAGAUUUCGAUGCAAGUAGAUCACAAAAAAGUACAAAAUAUGGAGCCCAGAAUUACUCGUUAUCACAAUUUCCAACAAAUACACGAAGUGGGAUACCUUCCUCUAGAUUGGCCCCUGAGAGCCAGGCUGAAAAGCAAAUUGGCGAGGUCCUAGAGCACCUCAAGAGAGAAUGGCCCGCGAUGUGUCAGACUGAGUGUGUACCUGUUCACAUUGCUCUUCAGCUCCUUGAUACAAGCUCCGUUGGUAGAGCUCAUGAGUACCCAAAGUUUGAACAGACGCAUAAUUACCUACAGGAGUCUCUCAAAGCCAUUGUACAUGAACAUCACCAAGGAUUCAAUAGCUCAAUCGGUACCUUUCAUAAGAUUCAAACAAGCCUCCAGGCUACUCAAAAACGCGUUCAACACCUGAAAGAUUCUAUGAACCAUGCGAAGGUCAGCAUCGCCUCUACUGAUCCCGAGUUGAAAAAUUUGGCCUUGGCAUCUCAAAAUUACAAUGAUCUCAUACAUAUUUUAUCAGAAAUUGAAGAAUUAAGACAGGUAUCAGAUCAACUUGAGGCAAGAAUUUCAGAUAAAAGGUUCAUAGCUGCCGUAGAUAUGCUGCAAAUGGCCUUACGACGUAUAAGAACGCCUGCCCUAGACGAGAUUGGUGCAUUAAGUGAUCUUCGAAGCUACUUUAGCAACCAAGAGACAGCCCUAACCGACAUAUUGAUCGAGGAAUUACAUGAUCAUUUAUACUUGAAAUCGCCUUACUGUCAGGAACGGUGGCAGGCGAUAGCUAAAUACCAGGGAACGCCCAACAAGAUUAAGGCAGAAAAACUAGUAGCUGUACGACCAUUUUAUGAGAUACUAGAUACUAUUCAUUUGUCAGAGGUGAUAAUGGAAGAUCCAUCCAGGAAUCCAGAAACUGAUACCUUCUAUUACAUUCAAAUUCUUGUUGAAUCUUUGAAUAAGCUUGGGCGCUUGGAAUAUACUGUAAAUAUAAUCAAACAGAGGCUACCCGUUGAAUUAUUAGGUAUUCUUAAUGAAACUAAUAGCGAAGUCGAUCAAAAGCACCCCAUUUCUUUGCGAGGAAAUCUAGCGCCCUCAUCGAGUAAUCAGCCUUUUAGUGAUCGAGAAAAUGGACUCAGGGCAGGUAUUAUUCACGACCUUCUGUGGACGCUAUAUGCUAAAUUCGAGGCUACUGCUGAGAAUCAUCGAGUCUUUCAUGAAGCAGUUAAAACGAUCGCAAGAAGAGAAGGAAGUCGAACCUCGUCAAUACUUCUUGGUGGAUUUCGGGAACUUUUAAAUUUGUAUCAAAAUGAGAUCCAGUCGCUAUUGCAUAACUAUGUAACAACAGAUGCAGAUAUAUACCAAUUUACUUCAUCUAGAUCUGGACCAACGAAACGCGAGCCAACUAAAGAUAAAUUAUUUAAAUUCUCGGAAACAGACAAUAAAUCUAUACAAAUGACAACAGAGUAUCAAGAACUGGAGGUGAUAAUAAAAUCAGCUGUACCAGGCUUACUAUCUGGUGGAAAAAAUGGGACCGACGGCAAAAAAGUACCUAAUAGAACUGAUAAAAGUCUCAGAGGAAGCUCGAUAAGACCAAUAUUAAACGCCUCUGGAUAUGAAAAUAAAGCUGGUGCCACGGGAUCCUACAAAUCUCUUAUCGAGCCUAGUAUUUUCAAUAUGAGCUUGCUGCUGCCUCCGACACUUGUAUUCCUACAUCGGCUCAAGACAAUUGUCCCCCCUGGCUCAGACCUCGCUACAAGCACUCUAACCUCCUUUCUGGAUAAUUUUUUGGUGAAUGUCUUUCUUCCACAAUUAGAUGAGACGUUAGGAAAGCUUAGCGACUCGUUACUUGAAGAAUCUGAUGCUUUCCAGCAAGACCCACUUUGGAGUAAUGUCUCACGCCAGCCUAUAUUCAAGGGUACAGUAGCCUUUUUUAAUAUAAUAACAGCGUUCUGUAAAAUGUUGAACGCUAUUCCCCACGAUCAAGCCCUCAGUCAGCUUAUUAUAACACAAAUGGGAAGAUACUAUGACCACUUCUAUGAAUGGUUCAAGUCUUUGACCUCCAAGGUUAGGGACUCCGAGGAUUCAUCGCUGAAGUUGUCUGCAAAUUUAGCAACUACUCCAGGUGAAUUUUGUCUGAUAUUACAAAGACUAUGGGCUCUUGAACAAACAUCUGAACAGAAUCAUGGAAGUCUGUUUGAGCAAGAGAUUGCUCAUUUAUUUAAAAAAACGAAUGAGACACCCAUCCAGCUGGAUGAUAUCAUUCUAGAUCGGGAGGUUAUAUCAUCUUUGUGUUUAUUUUACACAAGUAUGAGAUGGCUUGCAGUCAAGAUUAAACAACUCCGUCAUAUCACAAAUAACAACGUUGACUCCUCACGCUGUGCUACUAAAAGGCCGAUAACUAGAAGAUGGUCCAUUUCAGAUGGAAAAUCAAAGGAACCCUGCGAUAAAAUUAACAUCUGUCUCCCAAUGACUCACGAGACAGUGAGCAGUGGAUUCGAUGCAAUAGUCUCCUCGUAUGAGAAGCUUGCCGGAACAAUAAUCCUAACUCUGCGCACAGAGAUCAGAUGUCAAGUGAUUUACUGCCUUGCGACCACUUUGUCACCUAAAACCGCAGCGCCUCAUCUCCUCGAGCAAGCGGUUAAUGAGCCGGACCCUAAAAUAUUAUCACUCAAUUCAGAUCUCGUCGCUUAUGACGAAAUAAUUGUAAAACUACUGCGAGUUAGGGAAGCUUGCUUCAUUCGCAAAGGCCUUGGUCUGCUUGUAGAUAACUUUCUGGUCACAAACGCCGGUAUGGUAAAAGCCAUGAACUCAUUUGGUUGUGGAAGAAUGCAGCUGAAUAUACUGGUCCUACAACAAAAUCUGAAGGCGAUUGAACCAGAAACUAAUCUCAAUCGUGCCACUGCAUUCUUCAACCUCUUUAUCGGAGGUCCAGAUGCGGUCAUAAGGCACGCUAAAAAUGAGAAAGAAAAGGAGAACACUACAAAAAAGCUUUUCAGUUAUGAAGAGCUCAAGACACUCAUUGAACUUUGCUAUAGUCAGCAAAUUUCGAGUUCUGACCGAGGAUCCCACACGAUAGCCAGGCGAGCAAUGGGAGAUCAUAUGUUACAACUAACUGAGUACCUUUGGGAAAGUUAA
Molecule: messenger RNA, 3225 nt
Organism: Blumeria graminis f. sp. triticale
Lineage: Eukaryota; Fungi; Ascomycota; Leotiomycetes; Helotiales; Erysiphaceae
Source: the annotation of a GenBank genome assembly